UGUGACUUCACAACUUAGCGCAUGUCUUGGACCUCAACCCCCCCUUAAGCCCCUCCACGCCAUUGAACCCAUCACCCUCGCGGCGACGGCCUUGCCAUUCCUUGUCGCAAGACCGUCCUAUUCACUGUGCCGCAGCUUCACGCCGGCUCACCGACUUCGCCAUCAAGUAGCGCUGUCCUGAACCACCCGACGCCGCUCUGUGUGCCAUCGCAGCACACGCGGGACCAGGUAGCCAGCCUUAUCACAGCUCGAUCUUGGACAAGCACCAAGCGGCAGCUUGGUCUCGUCACCCAGCAUGGGAAUCAGUCGGCGACCGAAGGACAAGUCCGGGGCAGGCGGCGCAGCUGCGCAAGCCGGCGCCGGCGCAAAGCCCAAGAAGGCGACCUUUGAGACGACAAAGAAGAAGGAGAUUGGCGUGUCGGAUCUGACGCUGCUCAGCAAAGUCUCUAACGAAGCCAUCAAUGAGAAUCUCAAGAAGCGUUUCGAGGGUCGUGAGAUCUACACAUACAUUGGCCACGUCCUGGUCUCCGUCAACCCCUUCCGCGAUCUUGGCAUCUACACCGAUGACGUACUCGAGUCCUACAAGGGCAAGAACCGACUCGAAAUGCCGCCGCACGUGUUCGCCAUCGCCGAGUCUUCAUACUACAACAUGAAAGCGUACAAAGAGAACCAGUGUGUCAUCAUCUCCGGCGAGUCAGGCGCCGGCAAGACAGAGGCUGCAAAGCGCAUCAUGCAGUACAUAGCCAACGUCUCUGGUGGUGAGAGUGGCGAGAUCAAGCAGAUCAAGGAUAUGGUGCUGGCAACCAACCCUCUCCUCGAGUCUUUCGGCAACGCCAAGACACUGCGGAACAACAACUCUUCACGUUUCGGCAAAUACCUGCAAAUACAUUUCAACACCAAUGGCGAGCCCGUUGGAGCCGACAUCACCAACUAUUUGCUAGAAAAGACUCGUGUCGUUGGGCAGAUCAUGAAUGAGCGAAACUUCCACAUCUUCUACCAGUUCGCGAAGGCCGCUCCCGAAAAUUACCGGACGACGUUUGGCAUCCAGCAACCAGAAACGUACGCCUAUCUUAGUCGCUCAAAAUGCUACAAUGUAGACGGCAUAGACGACGUGGCCGAGUUUCGUGAUACCUUGAACGCCAUGAAAGUCAUCGGCUUAUCGCAAGCCGAGCAAGACGACGUGUUCCGAAUGUUGGCUGCAAUUUUGUGGACCGGCAACGUUCACUUCGUGGAGGGCAAUGAUGGAUAUGCAGCGGUCGCUGAUCAGUCUGUGAUUGACUUCCUGGCAUACCUCUUGGAGGUCACACCCGCGGAGCUUAUCAAGGCAAUCACCAUUCGUAUUCUCACACCCAGAAGCGGCGAGGUGAUCGAGUCCACAACAAACGUUGCCCAAGCUACUGCCACCAGGGAUGCGCUUGCCAUGGCCAUCUACAACAACCUAUUCGACUGGAUCGUCCAGAGGAUCAACCAAUCACUUAAAGCACGGCAGGCUACUUCCAACAACAUUGGUAUCCUAGAUAUCUAUGGCUUUGAGAUUUUCGAGAAAAACAGCUUUGAACAGCUGUGUAUCAACUACGUUAAUGAGAAGCUCCAGCAGAUCUUCAUCCAAUUGACACUCAAGGCUGAGCAAGAAGAAUAUGCCCGGGAGCAGAUUCAAUGGACGCCAAUCAAGUACUUCGACAACAAGAUUGUUUGCGAUCUCAUUGAGCAAGUGCGGCCAGUCGGUGUCUUUUCUGCACUGAAGGACGCAACAAAGACUGCUCACGCCGACCCUGCGGCUUGCGAUCGAACAUUCAUGCAGACCGUCAAUGGCAUGUCGAACGCCCAUCUGACACCAAGACAGGGCAGCUUCAUUAUCAAGCACUACGCCGGUGAUGUCAGCUAUACUGUCGACGGUAUCACCGACAAGAACAAGGAUGCCCUUCUGAAGGGUGUGCAGAAUCUCUUCCAGCAAAGCCAAAACCGCUUCGUUCACAACAUCUUCCCCAACCAAGUGGAUCAAGAUAACCGCAAGCAACCGCCGACAGCCGGUGAUCGAAUCAGGGCCUCUGCGAACGCGCUCGUUGAGACAUUGAUGAAGUGUCAGCCUUCUUAUAUCCGAACCAUCAAGCCAAACGAGAACAAAUCUCCGACCGAGUACAAUGUUCCGAAUGUACUGCAUCAGAUCAAGUAUCUUGGUUUGCAAGAGAACGUUCGCAUCCGCCGCGCAGGGUUCGCCUAUCGUCAGUCAUUUGAGAAGUUUGUGGAGCGCUUCUUCCUCCUGUCUCCAGAGACGUCGUACGCUGGCGAAUACACGUGGAAUGGAUCCGAAGAGGCUGCUGUGAAGCAGAUCUUGAAGGACACCAGCAUCCCCAAGGAAGAGUGGCAACUGGGCACAACCAAGGCCUUCAUCAAGUCUCCCGAGACCCUGUUCGCCCUCGAGACCAUGCGUGACCGCUACUGGCAUAACAUGGCCAUCCGCAUUCAGCGCAUGUGGCGCGCGUAUCUAGCCUACCGAGCCGAGUCCGCCACGCGUAUCCAAAGGUUCUGGCGCAAGAAGCGGACGGGAGCCGAGUAUCUUCAGUUGCGUGACCAGGGCCACAAAGUCCUUGGUGGUCGCAAAGAAAGACGGCGCAUGAGUUUGCUAGGAUCUCGCCGUUUCCUUGGCGAUUAUCUUGGGAUCAAUGCGAGCACCGGUCCCGGAUCUCAGAUCCGAGGAGCUGUGCAGAUGUCCAGCAACGAAAAGGUGCUGUUUUCUUGUCGUGGUGAGGUCCUGGAGUCCAAAUUUGGGCGUUCCAGCAAGCCUAGCCCGCGCAUCUUGGUGGUCACCAACAGCAAGUUCUAUGUCGUGGCCCAAGCCUUGACCAACGGUCAGGUUCAAAUCAUGGUUGAAAAGUCUGUGCCACUCGGCGCCAUCAAGUUUGUCGGGACAUCGACUUGUCGCGAUGACUGGUUCUCGCUCGGCAUUGGCUCGCCUCAAGAACCUGAUCCUCUGCUUAACUGUGUCUUCAAGACCGAGCUGUUCACUCAGAUGCAAAGAGUCAUGCCCGGCGGGUUCAACCUGAAGAUCGCGGAGAGCAUCGAGUACGCCAAGAAGCCCGGCAAGAUGCAGCUGAUCAAGGUUGUCAAGGAUUCGCCACAACCUGUGGACUUCUACAAGAGUGGCGCCAUCCACACGCAGCCCGGUGAACCUCCAUCGUCAGGCUCAAAGCCCACACCAAAGGGCAAGCCAGUACCACCACGCCCGAUCACUCGGGGCAAGUUGAUCAAGCCUGGCGGUCCCAACGGCAGGCCCUCGAGGCUGGCCGGCAAUCGUGGCGCUGGUAAACGACCAGUUCCAGCUGCUCAAACGUCCCGUGCUGUGCCCACUCCUGCGGCUGUGACUGCCCCAGCGGCGGCCACGACUACACUGCCUUCGCAUACCCGGAACCAGAACUCGAGCUCUGCUGUUCGAGCACCUCCGCCGCCUCCGCCUCCCGCUGCGCCACCGGCUGUAGCUGCGAAGCCGACGGCAAAGGUCCUUUAUGACUUUGCCGGCCAGAGGGAUAAUGAGCUCACUGUUAAGGCGGGCGAUAUCGUCGAGAUCGUGCAGAAAGAGAACAAUGGAUGGUGGCUCGCAAAGAAUAGUGCUGGCCAGGCAUGGGUCCCUGCCGCCUACGUCGAGGAGCAAGCACCGCCGCCGCCUCCGGCAGCAACUCCUCGCGCACCACCGCCGCCACCCAACGGUGCUCGGGCAAAGCCGGCGGCGCCUCAGCCACCCGCGAAGCGUCCCAUCCCGGGCAACAAACGACCCGGUGGCGUGCCGCAGCCUCGUGAUUCCGGGUACAGUCUUGCGGCCAAUGGUUCCGACAGCAGCCGGAGCAACACCCCGACGCCGAGUCUGGCAGGCUCGCUGGCCGAUGCCCUCAAGGCACGGCAGACGGCAAUGUCUGCAAAGAAGGAGGAGGAUGAUGAUUGGUAGACUCGUGGAUAAUUCGUGAGGGCUCGCACAGACUCGGAGUCUCGGCAUACAAAGAGAACAGCAUCACGACAGGAACGACGAUAAAAGAUGAAUGAUGUAAAGUUUCAGGUUGGCCGGAAAUCUUUGGUCAUAUUGGCAGCAUGUGAUCAACAACAGAGUUCUCUUUUUUUUCUGGUUGCUACUGAUCGCUCUCAGCGCGUCUUGUCCUCGCCCAGGCCCUGGGUAUCGGCCCAGUGUCCAGGGCCUGUGUACGGCGCAAGGAGUGAUGAAACGUGCAUUAUCGGGUGAAAAGACGGACUGCAAGGGCUGCUGUAUAUGUGCUUAGACAUGACAUAUUUAUAUCUAUAUAUAUACACACACACACACACA
Messenger RNA from Microdochium trichocladiopsis, 4309 nucleotides. Its product is annotated as P-loop containing nucleoside triphosphate hydrolase protein. The coding region runs from base 296 to 3940 and encodes 1214 amino acids. The record is from RefSeq and is a predicted model, not a curated record. Gene Ontology annotation, biological process: endocytosis; vesicle transport along actin filament; actin filament organization. Gene Ontology annotation, molecular function: ATP binding; microfilament motor activity; actin filament binding. Lineage: Eukaryota; Fungi; Ascomycota; Sordariomycetes; Xylariales; Microdochiaceae. Gene Ontology annotation, cellular component: plasma membrane; actin cytoskeleton; cytoplasm. The transcript is spliced from 3 exons.